Molecule: messenger RNA, 1470 nt
Organism: Cladocopium goreaui
Lineage: Eukaryota; Dinophyceae; Suessiales; Symbiodiniaceae
Source: the annotation of a GenBank genome assembly
AGGAGUGCAAUGGCCCUUGGAAUCUGUGCGAUGGAAGGUGCUGCAAACGGCUGGGUGCAGCCUUUCGGGCUUUUGUGCAUUGUUUCAGACUUGAGCAAUGAAAGGAAGAUGUGGUUUCCGUAGCUAUGGAAAAGGCAGAUGAAUUGAAUAAAAUGAAACCCCAGAACCUGAACGACACCAGCGCUUGCGCUCCACCAGAUGAGAAGUGGCACUACGCAAUCUUCCUUUGUAUUUGUUGCCUGUGGCUUUGUGUUGGGAUGAACAAUGCCUCAGUGGCUUGGACACUCAAGGACAUAGCAGACUCACAACUCCUGGACCUUCGGCAAGAGGGCGUUCUGGCCUCUGGCUUUGCGAUGGGCUACUGCCUUGGCCCUGUCACAAUGGGAAUCCUGCUGGACAAGAUGGGAAGGCGACCGACCUUGCUACUGUGCUGCAUUGUGCCCUCAGUAUGCCAAGCUGCAGCAGCCUAUUUGGUGAGAGUACCCGUCUUGGCUCAGCCCGGCUCCUGGCCUUUCACAAUGGCUCUUGCUUACCUUCGCUGCUGCCAGGCAAUCUGCAGCGGAGGAGCAACUGUGAGCAGCAAGGUGUACUUGAAUGAGAUUAUGCCAAUUAAGUGCAGAGAUGCAAUGCUGAGCAUAGUUCAUAUUCAGCUGCAGUUGGGUGGCAUGGCACUGACGGUCUGUGCACUCUUUUGGCCCAAGUGGCAGCAACUGCACGCAAUCCUCAUGGUGCCUGGCCUGGUGACCACUUUGCUGAUGCUUUCUCCAAAGUUGUGUCCAGAGAGCUUGACGCUGGUGCCAAAAGGCGCUCAUUCCAGACCCUUUAGGGAACUACUGCAAACGCCUCAUCGCACGGUUCUGCUGGUUUUGGUACUCAACCAAUUCUUUCACCGCAUUUGCCAACAGGGCAACGAUGCCUGGGGCAUGAAGUUUCUGCAGACCAUCGGCAAGCGCGAAACUAGAACAGUGGUUUCCAACGUGAAGUUUGUUUGCAAGAUUUUGGGUGGGCUCCUGGCAGCCUCUGCAUCCAAGCAUUUGGGAACAUUGGCAGCAGUUCUUGGCGGCUGCUUGGCAAAGACAGGCUACAUGACUUGCGCUGUUGGAACUCUGCUUUUCACCAUGACACAACAGAAGAUGUCGUUGGCUGUGGCCUGGGGUGUUGCAUACCUCGGCGAAGAGGUUGCGAACGUUUUGGCCAUGACCACCUUGGUGCAAGCCUUCCCAAUGCAGCUGCGAGGGCGAGGGGUCAGCCUGGUUUGCGCGCCCAACGCACUAGCAGGAAUUGUUGCUGGAAGCCUUGGAGCUCUUAGUGCAUACUAUGCCACUGUUCCUUUUGUUGUCAACGCGGCGAGCAUGGUCAUCAGCGGACUCGUUUUGCUGCACUUCUCAGACCUUAUCUAUCAGAAAUCACAAGAUGGGUUGAAGCAGGACUAAAAAAGUCCCAAGACCCAUUGAGUGCGCGAGGAAAAGA